Messenger RNA from Mesocestoides corti, 447 nucleotides. The record is from the annotation of a GenBank genome assembly. Lineage: Eukaryota; Metazoa; Platyhelminthes; Cestoda; Cyclophyllidea; Mesocestoididae.
AUGUUAGAACUGCGUCGCUAUUGGCUCCAGCCCGUGUUUUUCCGAAUUCCACAUGGCGGCUACGAAGGGAUUCCGUGUGAAUCUGAACGCACAGCUCAUCUCCUCGAUAUGACUGGCAUUGGUGACUCGCGCGUCGGUGAUCCACUCAUACGAUUAGGCCUAAAAUUGCGACAUACCGACGUUCUCAUUUUAAGUCAAUUUCUUCGACCUGACGGAACAAUCCUUCCUCGAGAGAUUUCUGGAUUGACAAUGAGUUCCCAGCGUCAUCUUGAGAUGCUCAUUGAAAGGGCCCAGAACGCAGGGCUCCUUCCAAUAUCGAUCGACGCCAAUGGGAAGCACACGUACAAGGAACGAGGACCGCACGUGUAUAACGUCUACUAUGAUAGCGACAUAAUAGGUUUGCCAAAAAUUUCCAAGAUCACUCCCAAAUACAAGCAACCGGCCUGA